AAAAAUAGUAACGGAUAAUAGCGAUAUGCGGGUUAGCAGGAGCCUUGCAUAAAAGAAUACAAUUUGUUUACAUUCCAAAGGAAAACCUUUCCGGUGAUAAAGAUCUCAACCACACAUUUUUAUUGGCCAAGUUAUAACCGAUUCAACAAAACCUGAAGCGGGGAUCAUUAAGCAAAAGCGAAGCAGCGCAAAUUUCAAGUGAAGUUAGUUUCCAAGAGUACUUCCAACAAUAUGGGUCCGACAAAUUUAGCACAAAUCUCUAAACAGGAAGUGGUUGAUUUUGUCAAAUCCUUUGAUUACGUUUUUUGUGAUAUUGACGGUGUUUUACUUUUGGGCGGCACAGUUAUUCCAGGUUCAAACGCGUUCAUUUCGAAAUUAAGGAAACUCAAAAAAAGAAUUGUCUGCGUCACAAAUAACACGGUUUUUUCUGCGAACGUUUUAGAAAAAUUCUUGGUCCCGUUUGAUGUACCUAAAGCGGAUGUCGUUAAUCCGUCGAGGGCCAUUUUAGAGUACUUAAAGAAAAUAAAUUUUAAUAAAAGUUUGUACGUGAUCGGAACAAAUGCAUUUAAAAACUCGUUAAGGAAUGCGGGAUUUAAUUUAAUCGAAUUUAAGCCAGACAAACUGGACGAGUUUAUGGGGGUAUUAAGAACCGAAGUGAAAAAUGUAGAAGAAACCGAAGCUGAUAUUGGAGCAGUCAUAGUGGACAUGGACAUAAAUUUCAGUCUUGUAAAAGCUGAGCGAGCCGUAAUUUUACUAACUACAAGAAAUGAUAUUCUAUUCUUGUCGGGAAUGUCGGAUCACUCAAUUCCAUUCCCUAACAAAAUUAAUGUACUAGGAUCAAAAUUUUACAUUGACGCAAUAGAAGAUAUAACAAAGCGGCAAAGCAUUAAAUUUGCCAAACCAAGUUUGCAAUUAAAGAACAUCCUUAACGAAGAUUUCGGCGUGACAGACUCGGGAAGGGUUUUAUUUAUUGGCGAUUCAAUCGACAGCGAUAUGGGAUUCGCGUCGAAUUGUGGAUAUCAAAAGUUACUAGUUCUAACAGGCAAUGCUAACGAAGAUGAUAUCAAGAACUGGAACUUUCCUGAGGAAUAUAAACCCAAGUAUUUUGUUCAUUCUUUAAAUGACUUUAGUGAAUUGUUGAGUAGAUAUAAUAUCUUUGGCGCGUUCGAUAUGACUCGGCUCAAAGAUCUCGAACUGGUCACGAAAGAAGAUUUAACUGGUUUUAUUAACUCCGUGCAGUAUGUAUGUUUCGACAUAGACGGUGUCCUGCUACUGGCGGGAAAGUGUAUUCCGGGUGCUCAGGAAUGCAUAGCACGACUCAGAAAACUGGACAAAAAAAUCAUUUUCGCCAGCAAUAACAGCGUCGCCUUUGUGGCAACAUUAAAGUCACGUUUGAGCGAGUUUAAUGCUGUCGAAGAUGAAAUAGUCACACCGAACGAAGCCCUUAUCGACUAUUUGCAAGACAUUAAUUUUCUUGGGGACAUAUAUGUCAUUGGUGGGAGAGCUACCAAAAUAGAACUUAAAAAAGUUGGUUAUAACGUUAUCGAGUUUGAGACGGAAACAAUUGAGGAAUCGUUAAUCGAAUUGCGGGCCGAAUGCGUACAGGCUUACGAACGCGCGCAAGAGAUUGGAGCUGUAGUGCUAGAUUUCGAUCUAAACUUUAAUUUGCUUAAAGCGCAGCGAGCUAUUACUUUGUUAAACGCUAACAAGGACAUACUCCUUUUUAGUGGUGCCAGGGAUGACAUCGGCCCUCUUUCAAAGGAACUAAUUGCAUUGGGACCUAAAUUCUAUAUCGAAACAAUUGAACGAGUGACAAAAAGGUCCAGCAUCGACUUCGCCAAGCCUAGUAUGCUGUUGAAAGACGUUAUCCAAGACAAAUACGACAUUGAUGAUCCAAAAAAAGUACUAUUUGUCGGAGACAGCACGCUCACUGACGUCGCGUUUGCCAACCAAAGUGGAUUUCAAAGUCUGUUAGUAUUAAGCGGAACGACCAAAGCGGACGAAGUCGCCAAUUGGAAUUUUCCCGACGACCACAAACCCCACUAUUACGUAACUAGUUUAAAAGAACUAUCUGAGGUACUUGAAAAACACAAUGUAGAAUAAAUUAAAGGAUCUUCA
Messenger RNA from Cylas formicarius (sweet potato weevil), 2118 nucleotides. RefSeq lists its product as uncharacterized. The transcript has 10 exons. Gene Ontology annotation, molecular function: phosphatase activity. NCBI's taxonomy places the organism in Eukaryota, Metazoa, Arthropoda, Insecta, Coleoptera, Brentidae. Gene Ontology annotation, cellular component: cytoplasm. The record is from RefSeq and is a predicted model, not a curated record. Bases 232 to 2103 code for a protein of 623 amino acids.